AUGGGUCCUCCUCUGAAGCUCUUCAAAAACCAGAAGUACCAGGAACUGAAGCAGGAAUGUAUCAAAGAUGGAAGACUCUUCUGUGACCCAACCUUUCUGCCUGAGAACGAUUCACUUUUCUACAACCGACUGCUUCCUGGGAAAGUGGUGUGGAAACGUCCCCAGGACAUCUGUGAUGACCCCCGUCUGAUUGUGGGCAACAUCAGCAACCACCAGCUAAUCCAAGGGAGACUGGGGCACAAGCCGAUGGUCUCUGCGUUUUCCUGUUUGGCUGUUCAGGAGUCUCACUGGACAAAGACAAUUCCCAACCAUAAGGAGCAGGAAUGGGACCCUCGGAAACUAGAUAAAUAUGCUGGAAUAUUUCGCUUUCGUUUCUGGCAUUUCGGAGAGUGGACUGAGGUGGUGAUUGAUGACCUGUUGCCCACCAUCAAUGGGGAUCUGGUUUUCUCCUUCUCCACUUCCAUGAAUGAGUUUUGGAAUGCUCUACUGGAAAAGGCUUAUGCAAAGCUCCUUGGUUGUUAUGAAGCCCUCGAUGGUCUGACCACCACUGAUAUCAUUGUGGACUUUACUGGCACGUUGGCCGAAACUGUUGACAUGCAGAAGGGAAGAUACACUGAGCUUGUUGAGGAGAAGUAUAAGCUGUUUGGGGAACUUUACAAAACAUUUACCAAAGGAGGACUGAUCUGUUGCUCCAUUGAGUCUCCCAAUCAGGAGGAACAAGAAGUUGAAACUGACUGGGGCCUACUGAAGGGCCAUACCUACACCAUGACUGACAUUCGUAAGAUCCGUCUUGGGGAGAGACUGGUGGAAGUCUUCAGUACUGAGAAACUGUAUAUGGUUCGCCUGAGGAACCCCUUGGGACGACAGGAAUGGAGCGGCCCCUGGAGUGAAAUCUCUGAAGAGUGGCAGCAACUGACUGUGGCCGAUCGCAAGAACCUGGGGCUUGUUAUGUCUGAUGAUGGAGAGUUUUGGAUGAGCCUGGAGGACUUUUGCCGCAACUUUCAUGAGCUGAAUGUCUGCCGCAAUGUGAACAACCCUAUUUUUGGCCGCAAGGCGCUGGAAUCGGUGGUGGGAUGCUGGACUGUGGAUGAUGAUCCCCUGAUGAACCGGUCAGGAGGCUGCUAUAACAACCGUGAUACCUUCCUGCAGAAUCCCCAGUACAUCUUCACUGUGCCCGAGGAUGGGCACAAGGUCAUCAUGUCACUGCAGCAGAAGGACCUGCGUACUUACCGCCGCAUGGGAAGACCUGACAACUACAUCAUUGGCUUUGAGCUCUUCAAGGUGGAAAUGAACCGCAAAUUCCGCCUCCACCAUCUGUACAUCCAGGAGCGUGCUGGGACUUCCACCUAUAUCGACACUCGCACUGUGUUUCUGAGCAAGUACCUGAAGAAAGGCAACUAUGUGCUUGUCCCCACCAUGUUCCAACAUGGCCGCACCAGCGAGUUUCUCCUGAGAAUCUUCUCUGAAGUGCCCGUCCAGCUCAGGGAACUGACUCUGGACAUGCCCAAGAUGUCCUGCUGGAACCUGGCUCGUGGCUACCCGAAGGUGGUUACCCAGAUCACUGUUCACAGCGCUGAGGGCCUGGAGAAGAAGUAUGCCAAUGAAACUGUAAAUCCAUAUUUGAUCAUCAAGUGUGGAAAGGAGGAAGUCCGUUCUCCCGUCCAAAAGAAUACUGUUCAUGCCAUUUUUGACACCCAGGCCAUUUUCUACAGAAGGACCACUGACAUUCCUAUUAUAGUGCAGGUGUGGAACAGCCGAAAAUUCUGUGAUCAGUUCCUGGGGCAGGUUACUCUAGAUGCUGACCCCAGUGACUGCCGUGAUCUGAAGUCUCUGUACCUGCGCAAGAAAGGUGGCCCGACUGCUAAAGUCAAGCAGGGUCACAUCAGCUUCAAGGUUAUUUCCAGCGAUGAUCUCACUGAGCUCUAA
This is a messenger RNA of Prionailurus viverrinus (fishing cat), 1926 nucleotides long. It is a transcript of the gene CAPN6, whose product is annotated as calpain 6. NCBI's taxonomy places the organism in Eukaryota, Metazoa, Chordata, Mammalia, Carnivora, Felidae. Gene Ontology annotation, biological process: proteolysis. Gene Ontology annotation, cellular component: cytoplasm. The transcript has 12 exons. Gene Ontology annotation, molecular function: calcium-dependent cysteine-type endopeptidase activity. Bases 1 to 1926 code for a protein of 641 amino acids. The record is from RefSeq and is a predicted model, not a curated record.